ACAGUCGACAUCCCACGCUAGCGAUUAGUUUGAGUUUACAGUACUACGCGGCGCGUUGUUCGCCAAACAGCUUUGUAGAUUAGAGACGUGCUACCAUUUCGCGCCAAAAUGAUUUCACUUGUUCGCUUACAUCGCAGUGUUAUUAAAACAUUUUUCGAAAUAUAAUUCAUUGAAAUUUAUAUUUUAUUUGUGCAUCAAAGUUCAACGUUUUAUUUUGUGUGUGAAAUAACUUAGUGUUGUGCUUUUAUUACUCACUUUUACUCGCCUUUUUACACGACUACACGAUGCAAACGGUUCUGAAUUUUAAUUCUAUGUUGAGAGUGUAUGAUUUGGUACAUUUACAAAAAUGUUGAGAGGAUUUCUAGUGGUUUCACUUCUAGUAAUUCAAUCAUUUCCAUACGCCACACCAUCAAGCCUGCUAUGCGGGCGCACCAAGGAGGUGGAGGUGGGGGGCGCGGGGGGUGCGGGGGCGGCCCUCGCGCUGACCCUCGCGCGCCCGCCCGGGGUCUCCGCGCCCUGCCAGUUGAGACUGAUCGCGCCUGAUGCAGCUGCGUUCACUGUGCGGCUUAUUGAUGUUAAGGAGUCGCUAGCGGAAUGGGACCGCGGGUUCGACGGGCCUCCGGACUCUACGCAGGGCCGCAAGUGGAGCAUGCGCAGCGCACACGCGCAGCACACGGGCGAGCAGGGAGCGCUGGUCAACAACAACGCGACGGACGCGUGCAAGCUGAUUGUUUAUAUAGAAUCGAAGCCCAUAUGGAAGCUAUCGCUGUGCGGCGGCAACGCGGCGUCCGUGGCCGCACGAGCUGGUACCAAGCUGCUGCCCCCAAAGAUCAGGGUGGUGUGGAACCCGCCGGCUACGACCUACCAUCACACGGAGAAACUGCGGCUAGUCGUCACUGCUGUUAAUAGUGGUGCAAUAUGCUCCGAAGACAGCCAGUUCACAUGCGGCGCGUCGAGCCUAUGCAUCUCGUCGUACCUCGUGUGCGACGGCGUGCGGCACUGCCCCGCGGGGGAGGACGAGGAGCCGGCCGCGUGCGCGCGCCGCCGGGACUCGCCGCUGCUGGAGGUGCUGCGGAGGUUCGCCGCGCGCAACCAGGAGCUGCUGGGGCUGGACCAGCCGGAGGCGGUUACUAAGCCGUCUGUUAUUAUGAAGAUAAGCGAAAGUGAGCAGAAGUCAAACGCUCUACUGGAGUUCGCGGAAGCCCUGAAGCCCUAUGGACCCUGGAGUUACCUCGUGGUUGGCAUGCUCGUCUGCGCCACCAUACUUAUGUUCUGUUUGGCUUGGGAGUGUUGCUGCAAGAGCUCCAAGCCGUCCGACACGCCGCUCAACAUUCCGCCAUCUUGCAUCGACCUGUCGCCAACUGUCAGCGUGACAGCGUCGUCGCAGCAAAUGUUCCCGCCACCCCUACCCCCAUCCCCCCCGGAAUACGAACCUCCCCCCUCCUACUCCUCCCUCUUCCCCCGAGCCUACAAAUCUUCCCCCUCUCCUGUGCCACACUGCUCCCACCAGGAGCCGGAUUGAUCAUAGAUUACACCAAAUUGUAGAUAGGACGCGAUUUUUGAAAAUUUUCGUGGUUAUAGCCUUGUUUAAAUUGAGAUUUGUAACGUUUAAAAUAACAAAAAUAAUACAAAUAAAUUACCUAUUACAUGAACUAAAUUCAAAAUAGUAUUGAUUUCAGAAAACAAUUUUUUUUAUAAAUUAACCCAAUUCUUUGAACUAAAUUCAAAUCUAGACACAAAAAAUUAAUACGAACAUUAUUUUCAAACAUCAAAAGCCAAAUAAAAAUAAAAAAUACAAAAAAAACAUAGAUGUUAGAUUUUCAUAAAAUAUGCGGGAUAAAUUUGGAAAAAUCUUAACGACUGUUUACAGUCUGAAAAACAAUAACUUUUGACUGAGAAUGGUCUCAUACUUUGUAAUAAAAGUGAGAUGAAAUUAUUUUUUUUCUAGAGAGUGAAAACGCCUGAAAUAAAACGAAAAUAUGUGUUUUUUUUGCAUUAUUUGUUAAGAAUUAAAUGAUUGAGAAAUAAAGAUAACUUUGAAGAAGGCGUUACCAACUCUGUAAAAGCAUUUUAAGUAGUUCUUACAACAAUUAUAAGUACCUAUACUUAUAUUAUAACAAAUGCUUGUAACUCAAUAAUAAAUGUCAAAAUUUUAUAUUUUCCUACUUCCCUCGUACUCUUUCACUGCCUUAUCUAUCUUCUUGACAAAAUAUUUAAAACAGACUGAUAAAUAUUUC
This is a messenger RNA of Colias croceus (clouded yellow), 2237 nucleotides long. RefSeq lists its product as uncharacterized. The record is from RefSeq and is a predicted model, not a curated record. Bases 347 to 1522 code for a protein of 391 amino acids. Gene Ontology annotation, molecular function: protein binding. The transcript has 7 exons. NCBI's taxonomy places the organism in Eukaryota, Metazoa, Arthropoda, Insecta, Lepidoptera, Pieridae.